Molecule: messenger RNA, 294 nt
Organism: Danaus chrysippus (African queen)
Lineage: Eukaryota; Metazoa; Arthropoda; Insecta; Lepidoptera; Nymphalidae
Source: the annotation of a GenBank genome assembly
AUGUAUUAUAUUAUUGUCACGGAAUCGGAAUCUCCAGGAGAAACGUCAUGUAAAAUAAAGGGCUUGACAAAUGCAGAAGUUGAUAUUUUAGAAUCUUACUGCAAAGAACGCCAGGUUACCUACCUUAAUCUCAAAGAAUUCUUUGAAGCUGAUAUUCAAGGAGUGCAAGUUCUCAAUAUCAUAUGUGGAGUUCUUGGUUAUCAAAUUUUGACCCAAUCGAUGGCGAUUGAAGACAAUUAUAUUGGAGGUAGGAAAAUAAAGGUCCAGAAACUAGUAUGGAUGAUGUAUAAAUAA